Messenger RNA from Penicillium chermesinum, 720 nucleotides. RefSeq lists its product as uncharacterized. Lineage: Eukaryota; Fungi; Ascomycota; Eurotiomycetes; Eurotiales; Aspergillaceae. The record is from RefSeq and is a predicted model, not a curated record. The transcript is spliced from 2 exons. Bases 1 to 720 code for a protein of 239 amino acids.
AUGCCCGUGGCUCUUCCCCACGCUAUCUGUGGACCUCAGGUGCCCGGGACAGCACGUCCAAAGGACAUGACGACCCUCGCGUCUUUGAAUCCGUGUCUUUCAGGUGAUUGUAAGGCCGGUACCAAAGAAGCGACCCCGCAUAAAACAACUACCCAGAAAAUGACGACCACGGAGUUGACCAAACCGACGACCAAACCACCUCCCACAACUGCUGCCCACACGACCGUGAAAAGCACACCCUCGACCGCGGAUCCUGUACUUCCAACGGAUUACUGGCACCUUGAUAAAUACAGUGAUACUAAGUGCGGAGAUCAACUCUCUGAUGCGAAAGACAGUGGCUACUAUCGGAUACAGGGAUACAAAAAUGCCAACGAUGUCUGUUUCACGCUAGCAGGUGGGAAUUUGUCAACAGAUGACAGCGGCUUGGAUCUAUGGUGCCAAUGGUGGCCUGGAGAGGGGGCAGAUGGAUACAGGAAUUGCGAUCAAAGUCCUCCACUCGAAAAGCCAGGAUCGUGGAGAUUCACCGCUGGCCCUUCGGGUGGUCAUUGUGCGAGUUUUACGGACGCCAAGUGCACGCACGAGGAGCAGUCAGCCACCAUGGGCCGUGGAGGGACGGGCUGUGUCAAGAACACCAAAGCGCCAGGUUUUGGCUUGGGUAAUAAGGUUUUCAAAUCGAUCAAAUGCGGGUUGGGUAACUAUGCUUACGAGGAUUAUACUUGA